Amphibalanus amphitrite is the source of this 3312-nucleotide messenger RNA. Its product is annotated as palmitoyl-protein thioesterase 1-like. The coding region runs from base 290 to 1180 and encodes 296 amino acids. Gene Ontology annotation, biological process: protein depalmitoylation; receptor-mediated endocytosis. Gene Ontology annotation, cellular component: lysosome. Gene Ontology annotation, molecular function: palmitoyl-(protein) hydrolase activity. The record is from RefSeq and is a predicted model, not a curated record. Lineage: Eukaryota; Metazoa; Arthropoda; Thecostraca; Balanomorpha; Balanidae. The transcript has 8 exons.
GCAGCGCGCGCAGCGUCGGGCGGUGAAACAGGGCCCAGGGCACGUGCGCUGAAAUUUUCGGCGCAAUCCCGCGACUACGCCGGACAUAUUCGGUAUAACGUGUAUUUUUUCCAGUCUGUACCGGUACUGGUGGAAUCGGAGCAUCAUGUUCGACAUCCCUGCCCUUUACUAAGGUCUACAGCCUUUCUUUCCGAUACCUGUCACUCAGCACGAGCAGGACCCAUUAACUGUAUAUAGAAAUAUCAGGUAACUGUUUGAAAGAACAGCGGCGUCGUCUCUUCAACGCACCAUGACUUUGGCGGUGAUUGUAGCGGCACUUCUGCUGGUAACGGCAGUAUCGGCAAAGGAGCCAACUCCAGUCGUCAUGUGGCACGGCAUGGGAGACUCCUGCUGCCUUCCAUUCAGCAUGGGUGCCAUCAAGGAGGAAUUGGAAAAGCAGGUAGCUGGCGUGUAUGUGCGCUCACUGGAAAUCGGCUCCAGUGUUAUCCAAGAUACCCUGAACGGCUUUUUCAUGCCGAUCGACGCUCAAGUGGAGGAGGCCUGUCAGAAGAUCGCUGCUGAUGAGAGCCUCCAGGGCGGAUACAACGCCAUGGGCUUCUCCCAGGGAGGACAGUUUCUGCGGGCAGUGGCGCAGCGGUGUCCCAGCCCGCCGAUGAAGAACCUCAUCACGUUCGGUGGCCAGCACCAGGGCGUGUUCGGACUACCGCACUGCCUCGGCACCAAAGGCGUGUGCGAGGUCGUCAAGAAGCUGCUUGACUACGGAGCAUACGAAAGUUUCGUGCAGUCUCAUCUGGUGCAGGCCCAGUACUGGCACGACCCCCUCAAACAGCAGCAGUAUAUCGAGGUGUCCCAGUUCCUCGCCGACAUCAACAACGAACGGGAUGUGAAGAACGAGACGUACAAGGAGAACCUGAACAAGCUGGAGAACCUGGUGCUGGUGAUGUUCUCCAACGACACGAUGGUGGUGCCGCGCGAGUCCUCCCACUUUGGCUUCUACACUAUUGGCCAGGACCAGGUGGUGGUGCCGCUGCAGCAGACUCCGAUCUACACUGAGGACUACUUGGGCCUGAAGCAGCUGGACGCGGACGGCAAGCUGACGAUGCUGGAGACGGAGGGGGACCAUCUGCAGUUCAGCAUCGACUGGCUGGUGGAGAACAUCGUCAACGUGUAUCUCAAGUAGGAGGUGCGACUCUGCGUGACAACUCUGCGUGCUCUUAGGGGUGGGGAUAGACCGUCUUGCCGUGCUGGGGUCGGGUCGUCUAGUCUAGCUUGAGACGGGUUAGAGUUUCAAGUCCCGGCUACGAUCUUUGCGAGUGAUAAAGUGCCUAUACUUGUCCUUCGGACACAUGCCCAUUCUGUUGGACACAUACUGGCCCGUGGCCGCCAGCCCAUGGCGGCGUGCGCCGGCCGCAGCCACCAGAGGACUCUGCCAGCGAUUGGAGGCGUUCUUGGGGUUUGCUGAGAAACGACGAGCUUUUUAUAUACUCACCGAUUAGCAGUUAUAUUCUCACCGAUGAGCAGUCACAUUAUAGGUACACUGCCGAGUCUUUGGCAUCAAAUGUUUUAUAUGCACUGGCAAACGCAAGAAAGACUGGAUUUAAACUCAACCGUUUUUAGUUCACGUGUCUGCAUGCAUUAUUUCCAUAUUGCUUUUGUGCAAGAGUCCGGGAGGACUGCUCCCAAGGCUAGUUACACAAACAUUCCACUCCAGCUGUUGUUUAGGACAUUGGUCCUAACUAUCUGCAGUAAACGGAAUGCGUGCAAAAUGAUUCGAGGUGCUUUAUUUCUACUCUUUUUGACGUUUCUCUAUGCUGCAACGCAGUUAUCUGUGAUUCAUUUUUUAUGCAUGCCCUUACAAUUUGUUAGUUGUAGUAGUUACUAGUUGCUCCUGUUGUGCGCAAGUCUGGAAUUUUUUUGCUGAUGAGUUGAAAUGCAAAUUAUGAUUAAGACAUAUAAACCAAUAUUAUUCUAUCUUUGCAUAUCUUUUCUCUCUUAGACCACCCCUGUGUGCCAAGUGGCGCUUCAAACUCUGUCUCACCCCGGCAGUUAGCCUCUGAAAUGGAGUCACCGAGACGGUGUCAGUCAGUUUGUGUGCCGGAUAAGACUGGGCUAGCUUUGUGUAAAUUCGAUGGCAUUUUUAUGGUCUAGAUAGUUGGGACUUGGGAGUACUCGAGAGCGGAGCUCAUGUGGAGGAGACAACUGUGGCGCGCUUUUGGGGUGGGUUGCUGGUUUCCUCUUGGCGCUGAGCAUAAUCAAGGGAAGUCACAUGCGAUUGGGAGCUGCUGGGCAUCACCGAUCCUGAGCUUCAUUGCUCUGCGAGCUCCGGGUGGUUGCGGAGAGGGGUGCCUGGAGAACCUGCUUUUAGCUAAGGUCUAAGGUCGGGGACAUUUGGCCGCUACAGUAGCGUCAUCUGGUAUUGCGGUCAGCAUGCUCGAGGGAUGUAGGGUGCGGGCACGACUGCCCAGCAUUGGUUCAAUAUCCCCUGCUGUUGCGCGUUGACAGCAACGUAUGCGGAGUCGAUCUCAGCACGAUCGAGACCGAGUAGCUCAUCCGCUGUCGUAUCCGGUAUCAUACUCGUACUUGUGGGAGCGAGCAUCUCACUGUGUGAGAAAAGACGGCUGAGGCGACCACCAGCCUGCCACCUAGUCAGUCGAUUGGGCUAUGGAUAUCCGCGGACCGCGACUGCCCGUGAUAUGCUCCGCGGGGUAUCCUGAAUGAUGACUGACGAUUGAAGGCAGAUCAUACUCGUGUUGAAGAAUGGUACGUACGUAUGCGAAGGGUCAACACCUGCCUUAUGGCCUCGAGUAGGCCGGAUGACCCUCACUGCAAUCAUCUGAGCGCUUAAGGCCGGCGAAUUCGCCAACUUUCUGCUGUGCGGCGGUGAUAGCCGACUUCCCACCACGGCCGCGCGGAACACUGCAGCUAGGUACAUACCCCAGCUGGCGGGGAGCCCGGCGCGGAGCCUCGCCACACUGGUCAGUCGUACCUUUCCAAACAUGGCCGAGCGAUAUUGAGGCGAGGAUCAGCUGUGAGCUGAACGGUAGCGCAACCCCCUCGCAAUGCCGCGAAAUGCAACCAUGGAUCGAACGAGCGUCGACUUUUCUGUUCGGCGAGAGCGUCGCCUACGAGCGUGCUAACGUUAAAAAAUCGAGAGCUAAUGGCAUAAUGGUAAGGUAGGAUAGUUUGUUGUGGAUGUCUAUGUAAAACAUGGUGUCCAUGGUGUAGCUUGUAUUAAGGGAUGUAUUCUUGGGUGUGUAUGCUCAAAAAGGUCUAUUUUAUUGCAUUGCAUGCAAAUAUAUAUUUAAUGAAUAU